UUCCUCAAUUAUCCUCCAUCACCACCAUCAUCACCAUCAUCAUUGCAAUGUCGCAUGUUCUGAUCAUCGGAGGAGGCCUCGGAGGCCUCUGUCUGGCGCAGGCCCUCAAGAAACACGGCAUCCCUUUUAAACUCUUUGAGAAAGACGAGCGAAAGGACUUUCGCGCCCAGGGAUACCGGCUGCGCGUCUCGGACGAAGGGGUUGACGCGCUUGAGUAUGCCCUGCCGCCUGAGCUAUACGAGCUGUUCAAAGACACCUGUGCGGGGAAGCAAACCUUUGGUGUCCGCUUGGACGCCGACGGUGCUGAUCUGAGCAACCAACAGUCUGGAGGACCUCCUCCGCUCAAAGGAGACAAGUCCUACGUUGUCGACCGCACCACCUUCCGCGAGGUGCUGCUGCGGGGACUCGAGGACUCCGUGUUCUUCGGCAAAGCGCUGGACCGUUAUAUCCUGCAUGAAGACCAUGUCACGGCUUAUUUCACGGACGGAUCGGCCAUCGACGGCGGGUUGAUUGUUGGUGCGGACGGCGUACACUCGCGUGUACGCAGACAACUGGUUCCGGGCUUCAGGGCGAUCGACACUGGCCUACGCAUUAUCUACGGCAAGACGCCCCUAACGCUUGAUUUCGAGGCAAGCUUUCCAGAGGAAUACCGACGGGGUGUCUCGCUUGUACAGGAGAAGAUUCAGAGAGAAAAUGACGACGGCUCGUUUCAGCACACCCUUUUUUAUGAACCUAUCCGGUUCCCCUGCGCAAACACCGUCGCCGACCCCAGAUUGCCGGCCCCGUAUAUCUACUGGGUGCUGUGCAGCACAGCGAUGCCCCUGCCAGACGAGGAACUCCUCCAUCUCACCCACGACGAAUCCGCGCAAUUAAGUCUCCGUCUCACACAGCAUUGGACCCCGGUUCUGCGCGUCCUGCUCGAGAUGCAGGAUGUGUCGCAGACAUCGACGCUGCGGGUUGCUUCUGCCCCGCCCGACCUGCCUGCGUGGGAGGUCUCUCGUCGCGUCACCCUUUUGGGAGACGCCAUUCAUCCCAUGCCCCCGACUGGCGCCAUGGGAGUGGUCACGGCACUCCGGGAUGUAGAGGACCUCGCGCGCAGGAUUGUCGCCGCGGGGGGUGUCGCGGCGAUGGAGGAGGCGAGGAUUGCAGAGUACGAAGAGAGCUUGCGACAGUUUGCGCGGAAUGCUAUCGCCCUGAGUUGGAGGGGGGGAAACAGAGGUUUUGGCUUGAAAAAGGUUGAAGAGCGUCUAGACUGUCUGAUUGAUAUGUGAUCUCCAGAGAUGAAGCUCUUUGAUUCCUUGUGUAUUCUAAUUCUCUACAUAUAUGUAUUCUAUGGCAAACAUUUCUCAACUCUAGCGCAUUGGCAUAUCUGUGAAAUAAGCGAGGAACGAUGUAAUAUCGAUCCUUUUCGGGA
Molecule: messenger RNA, 1414 nt
Organism: Penicilliopsis zonata CBS 506.65
Lineage: Eukaryota; Fungi; Ascomycota; Eurotiomycetes; Eurotiales; Aspergillaceae
Exons: 1
Coding region: 48-1271 (407 amino acids)
Molecular function (GO): FAD binding
Source: RefSeq, a predicted model, not a curated record